This is a messenger RNA of Zymoseptoria tritici IPO323, 724 nucleotides long. RefSeq lists its product as uncharacterized. The coding region runs from base 160 to 513 and encodes 117 amino acids. Lineage: Eukaryota; Fungi; Ascomycota; Dothideomycetes; Mycosphaerellales; Mycosphaerellaceae. The transcript has a single exon. The record is from RefSeq and is a predicted model, not a curated record.
CAGAGAUCCUGGUGUCGGAGCGAUCCUUCUAUCGAUACCUAUAUUGACUGACUUGCAGACACCGUUCCUUGCUUCCCCAUUCCGGGGAUCGACAAACUGAUAUACACGCCGUUCUAUUCACUUAAAAGAAGGCAAGAUUGACAUCUUGUCAAGCGCAACAUGCCUGGAGAAUCCAUGGAUCGGAGUCGCUUUCUGAAGGAGUACGUUCUAGACGUUAAGACGGAAUUUACAAUCGAUGGCAAUAGUGCAAAUUGGGUCCCUACCACCCACGUUCGAGCUCAGAAAUGGGGAGAAGAAAUCAGUGUGAUAGAUUUGAAGGACGAAGCACCGAAGGGACGAUUCCGGCACCGCAGUGCGACGAUGGCUCUCGGCCCGGACAACAAGUUCCUGAUCAUUGCUAGAACGCGAUCAUCCGAGUUCACAGGUACGAGACCAAGGAGCAGGUCGCUGAGCUCGUCGGCCACAGUGGUAGUAAUGUGGGCAAGCUUAUAUUCGCCCCUGUCCCAGAGAUAGGAGCAUAUGCACUGCUGUCUCAAGGCGGCGACGAGGAGAACUCCAAAGCGAGAGACUCAAUCAUCAUGUGGCAUCUCCACUCGGACGGGAAGCAAAUCGGAAGAAAGAUGCCCAUGGCCGUCGAAGGUCUAGCAGACAAGUCUAUCGAAGCGAUCGCAAACGACCUCGCGAACCACCACGGACUCGACAUUGAUGCCAUCAAUCGGAUAAG